Messenger RNA from Brugia malayi, 768 nucleotides. RefSeq lists its product as uncharacterized. The transcript is spliced from 3 exons. Gene Ontology annotation, molecular function: molecular adaptor activity. Lineage: Eukaryota; Metazoa; Nematoda; Chromadorea; Rhabditida; Onchocercidae. Gene Ontology annotation, biological process: caveola assembly. Gene Ontology annotation, cellular component: caveola. The record is from RefSeq and is a predicted model, not a curated record. Bases 1 to 768 code for a protein of 255 amino acids.
AUGGCCUUAUGGGCAGACAAUUCCGUCCCAAUAGCAGUCUGCUUGGUAGUGCUAGGUUUUGUGAACUGCUGUUACCCGUUGCUAAUCAAUUACUGCUCCAACAGCACACUUUAUUCAUCCCUUAACCAGCAAUAUAAAAUUAGUAAGAAAAGGAUGUCUGAUCGAAGACAGGAAAUUCAACCUGAACAGGUGCUACUGAAAUCGGACACUGAUCCGGAGAAGCUGAAGGUAGAAACUAAUUCAGCAAAGAAAGAGAAUGAUGUUGAUAAGAAGGAACGUAAAAAGAUAUGUAGAAUUUGGCAACGAAAAAGUCCUCGAUCAUAUAAUUUUGAAAGAGAGAAGGAUGAAACAAAAAAGUUGAGAAUGUCAAUUGGAUUGGAUCUCGAGAAUCGUGAUGAUAAAGGUCUCAAUAAUCAUAUUAUCAUGAAUUUUGGUGAAGUAUUCGCGGAACCGGAUGGAAGCCAUUCAUUCAAUUGGACUUGGCUUGUAACCAAUCGGGUCUUCACGGCUACAAGUGUUUCAAUCUACAAAUUACUGGCUGCUUUUAUUGCAAUACCAUUCGCAGUAUUUUUCGGUAUUCUGUUUGCGGUUUUCGCAGUAAUUAGCGUUUUCUUAUGUACACCACUUGGAGUAUUACUUACGAUACCACUGAAUGCUUUUUCUAAGUGCUGGGACUUCGUCAUAUGCAGAUUUCUGAACCCAAUUACCAAAGCAGUCUGCUGUGAAAGAAAAAAAGAUGAAAAAAAUGCAAUUGUACUGGAUGCUUAA